Messenger RNA from Microplitis mediator, 1468 nucleotides. Its product is annotated as DNA-directed RNA polymerase II subunit RPB1-like. The transcript is spliced from 8 exons. Bases 230 to 1261 code for a protein of 343 amino acids. The record is from RefSeq and is a predicted model, not a curated record. Lineage: Eukaryota; Metazoa; Arthropoda; Insecta; Hymenoptera; Braconidae.
AAAUAUCACAAAAAUAACUUGCGAAGAAGACGUAAGAGAAUUGGUGGAGGAAACUUAAAUCUCGAGGUUCCAGCUUUGAAGCUUUUACAAUUGAAAUUCAGUUACAUUUUAACAAUCUUCUUCUCCGAACAAACCACGCAAACACUGUAAACAAUCAACAUAAUAAAUAAGUGACAUCACAGUCAAUAUUUUACGUGAAAUAUAAAAAAAAAAAAAAAUUUUUGACAAAAUGCUGGCAGGCCAAGCGCCGAAGUUUGUGAACAGACAAUUUAAUUCUCCUAUAAACCUGUACUCACCUCAAGCAAUUCAGGAGUCAUUAGAAAAACAGACAAAAUUAUUAUCCAAUGGUGCUGUUGGAAUUGAUUUCAACCAACUGGCGAAGCCAGCAAACUUACAAAACAGCGCGGUGCUAAAAAUGCUGGAGGAAGAAGAAACCAGGCGACGAAAUGGAGGACAACCCGACCUCAUAGAAAAUAAAAUUUCUUCUUUAACAACAAUGGAAGUCCGAGAAAUAAUAAGACCCAAAAAUCGUUGUCGCGAAUAUUGGCCUCCUUUAUGUCCACAGGACGGUCGGCGAUGUCGUUUGCUUUUUUGCCCUUCUUCAGGUUUGAAAAGAGUAGCCUGGCCACCACCGCAGGAUUACGACGAAGUUGAUUAUAUUGAACAGUCUCCAGUUCAAGCUAAGACACGUGGACUUGGUGACUACGUUUCGUAUCAAAGUAGUCCUGUAUCAGGGCCAUCUCCACAACCAGUCAGCCCCGGUGGGACAUUGAAACAACCCUCACAUUUUCAACAACAACCGAAUAUUAAAAAUUGGGCGCCUGUUACACCGCCGACAACUUCGCCAAUUCCGCCAUCUUGGAGUCAACACUCCAAUCAAUCGCCAUCACACUACCAAUCAUCGCAACAUCAUCAGUCUUCAGCAAAUUUUGAACCGCCUCCAACGACAAUCACUCUGAGACCAAAAGCGCCAUUUUCUCAAGAUCCAAGCCCAGUUUAUCAAGCCCAGCCAGCAGCAACCAUGGCGCCCAUGAGUGGAGUAAUGAGAGGAGACUUAAAAUGGCCACCAGAGUCGGUGAAAUAUCAAACAGAAAUGGAAAAUCAAGCGAGAAUGGCGUUAGCCAAAGGACCAGCUUUCAGACCACGACGUCCUAAUAAAGACUACUCACAAUUUUUUGCUCAACACGCUCUUAAUAGUACUUAUCCAGGUUACCGAGCACCACCUGGUACUCAAUACUUUACGCCUUCUUAUCAGCAUUAACUCAACUAAAUUUAAAUAGACUAUUAUUUUUAUCUAUUUAUAUAAAAAUUAUAUUUUUAAUUUCAUGAUUUUAAUUUUAAUAACUAUUUUAAAUAAAAGUUCAGAAAUAUUUUUUUUUUAUUUUAAUCGAGAAAAAAAGCUUGAAAUUUUUUGACAUCUGGUCGCAAUUAUUUCGGUCUUCAGAUUAAGUUUAAAAUUUUAAAAAUA